Electrophorus electricus (electric eel) is the source of this 1267-nucleotide messenger RNA. RefSeq names its product coiled-coil domain containing 33 (gene ccdc33). Gene Ontology annotation, cellular component: peroxisome. NCBI's taxonomy places the organism in Eukaryota, Metazoa, Chordata, Actinopteri, Gymnotiformes, Gymnotidae. The record is from RefSeq and is a predicted model, not a curated record.
AUGCAGAACUCGACGGAAGCACAGGUGCCAGCUGCUGGACAGUCCCAGAAGGAUGGAUACGAUCUACCGGCCUACGACGCCCUUACCCAGAUCCUCCCAGACUAUCAGCAUCUUCUUAGAAUGCCCAAAUCUCCUCAAUAUAGCAGAGAAGAACCAAGAGAACAAAAUAAACCCCAGAGGUCCUCAGAGCUCAACCAAACGUUUGAAAUCCGCACUCCACAUGACAGAUUUACGCUGCCUAAUGCUCGAGAUGAUGGCCCACAUGUUGCAGCGAUCACUGAACACCAAACCAAAGAGCUGGAAAACUACCGUAAUGCCAUGGGUAAGAUGACGGAGGACAUCCUUGCUCUGCGCUCUCAGGUGGCCAAUUUGGAGGAGGAGAACAGCCGUCUGCGUGCUGGGGUCUCCCUGCACCGCAACCUGCUCGAUGACACUGACAUUGAUGUCAUGACCAAGACGGAGAUCGCAGACAGAAUUGUUUCUCUAAAGUUCAUGCUGGCCGCUGAGAGCAGGAAGGUGAUGGAGCAGACGGAUAAGAUCCAGCAGCUUCAGAACGAGCUCAUCAGGAAAAAUGACAGUGAGAAGGAGCUGGUAGAGUUGCAGCGGGCACACCAGCAGCAGCAGGCUGAGCUGCAGCACUACCAGGGGCAUGCCAGGAAGCUGGCACGCCUGGAGGGUACCAUAUGCCAGCAGGAGAAGGUUAUUGAAAGGAUGGAGAAGGUGCUGGAGACAAAGCUCAGGGAGAGAAAUAAAGAAAUCUCACAGAGGAAGAAGAUAAAACAAAAAGAUAUAGAGGACAACAUGAGGAAAGAGAUUGAGUCUGUGCUGGCAGCAGAGAACUCUCGUCUCAGAAAGGAGCUGGAGAGACUCCGCUGUCAGCCAUCACCCGUUCCCACCCAGCAGCCUGCUCAGAUUCAGCAGCCCUUGGUAGACAGGGAGAGGAUGAACCUUUUGGCGCAGCUUGAGAGAACAGAGGCCUGUAUCCACACACUGAACAAACAGUUAGAGGAGAACGCCAGGCAAUGGGGCCGAGAAAAACAGGGGAUGUUGAUCAGACUUAGUGAAUAUGGCCAUGGAUUCACCCGCACCUCAUCAGAGAUCCUGCAUGACUUGCCUCAGAAAAGUGUGUCAGACUCCAUUGUGGGGCAUGUAAGACACAGGCACCUGAAACCCCUGAAGAGACUCAAUACUACAUCACAGUAACUUAAAAUUAUUUUAUGAUAUAAAAAAUAUAAAAAUAAGACAGGUAAAAAGCAAGAAAGGAUGA